AGGGUGAAGGCCACCGUUGUAUAUGCUCAUCCAGCGCUGGUAUUCUCGAGGUUUGUUUCCACUGGGAACUUCCUUUCGGGGAAGAUUGUCUUUUGGGCGCCAUUAUUCACUAAACGGACGGUGGUUGUUUUGUUUGAUGCGUCAGUUUUUCUUCCACACUUGAGUUGUUCAGUCUUGUUUCAAGUGCACGAUGAUAAAAAAAAGAAGUGCGCUGUUGAUGAACCGUGGAAUGUUUGUGUUCCCCUGAGGUCAACAAUCUGAGUUUCUGGCUCCGCGAAAUAGUUGAAUAAUCGUAAGUCCAUGGCCGAUUCGCAUAAGUGACAAGACUCAUCAGGUCUCCACCAGUCCUGUCGGUGCUCUGGGAGAAACAGUAAUUUUAUUUGGUUUCCUUUAUCACAUCGUAACAUGCCGUCGUAG
Messenger RNA from Suillus discolor, 417 nucleotides. RefSeq lists its product as uncharacterized. The record is from RefSeq and is a predicted model, not a curated record. The annotation marks the transcript as partial. The transcript is spliced from 3 exons. NCBI's taxonomy places the organism in Eukaryota, Fungi, Basidiomycota, Agaricomycetes, Boletales, Suillaceae.